Messenger RNA from Callorhinus ursinus (northern fur seal), 6905 nucleotides. NCBI's taxonomy places the organism in Eukaryota, Metazoa, Chordata, Mammalia, Carnivora, Otariidae. The record is from RefSeq and is a predicted model, not a curated record.
UGUGCUCCAGUUGUGACAGAGAGAAGAAGCCGAGGCAGCAGAGUGGGGACCAUGAGAACCUGAUGAACGUGAUUUGCCAUUUAGGCCAAAGCAGCCCCUGCCGUCAGCCUCACCUCUCUGCCCCCUGAUCCCAGCUCGUCUACAUCCCGGCUCCCUCCUGAGCCCCAGAGGAGCCACCACUAAAUCCUAGCCUAAAACGAUCCCGAGGCACGGGGCGUCCGGGAGUCUGCACCUGGCGCUUGAGAGAGGGAGGGAGGCUCACUCCCGACUCCUCUGCGGGCCCUCUGUCCUGGAAGCCGAGAGCAGACGUGGUGGCCAAGACUGAUUAUGCUACUUCAGCAGGGUUGGGUUGUGAUGCUGUCAUGAGCCUGCCUGGGGCCUUCCCCCUUCACCCCUGACUCCUGUUCAGGUGGGACCCUUCUGUGCUAUGAGCGUCUGUGCCAUACGUUCCUGGCACCCUAAUGCGAUGACCCACCUCCUGGCACUCUUCAGUCAGGAGCAGCAUUACGCCAACACAGCAGACUCGCAGGAAGGGUUCAUGACACAGCGUGAACUAUUUACUAUUAUUAUUUGGUUCCCAGUAAGAAGUCAGAGAAUUUAUGAAGCCAACUGGCCAAGCUUCUGGAGCUGUUUAUAUCAGAACUUUCCAUGUGGACUCCUAGAACAUGGUCCAGGUGUGGCGUCCGGGGUCAUGCACGCUGUGUGUCCUGUGAGAAGGAUGUGGGAACAGGUCGCAUUAGCAGGGAUUCAGGCCGCCACAAGGAGCCAGCUGGGCAUUUAAAGAAACACGUGGACUACCAACUUCCUUCGUGACUGCAUGUAGCUAUAGCUCAGCCUGGCAUCUUAUUCCAUGUCCUAUCUCCACAUUCGAGCCCAGUAGAAAAACCUUCGAGGCUGUUCUUCCCUCCAGGCGUCCUGAAUUUGUGACACCUUCCGACAAGGAGAUGUUCAGCCAUUCGGUAACUAGCCUGGCCACAGACGUACCUGCCAGCAGCGAGCACAAUGGGAUCCUCACCAAUGGCGACAUUCUUUCAGAAGACAGCACUCUGACCUGCAUGCAACAUUAUGAGGAGGUCCAGACCUCAGCUUCGGAUCUGCUGGACUCCCAGGACAGCACGGGGAAGCCAAAAUGUCAUCAGAGCCGGGAACUGCCCAGAAUUCCCCCUGACAGCACAGUGGACACGAUCCUCAAUGCGAGGAGCGUGGACGGGGUCCAGGGCCUGGGGACGGAAGGGCCGUAUGAAGUGCUCAAGGAUAGUUCCUCCCAAGAAAAUAUGGUGGAAGACUGCUUGUAUGAAACUGUGAAAGAAAUCAGGGAGGUGGCAGCAGCCAUGAACCCAGGGAAGGGCCACAGCAGCAGGUCAAAGUCAACUUCUGCUCUGAAAGAGCUUCCCGGGCCCCAAGCCCCCCAAGUGGACUUUGCUGAAUAUGCAUCAGUGGACAGAAACAAAAAGUGUCGACAGAGCGUUAAUGCAGAGACUGUUCUUGGAAAUUCUUGCGAUCUGGAAGAGGAAGCCCCACCACCUGUCCCCGUUAAACUUCUGGAUGAAAAUGAAAACCUUCAGGAGAAGGAAGAGAGCCAGAGAGCAGAGGAAGGAGCCACAGAGGGGACCAGCGAAACCAACAAGAGAUUUAGUUCAUUGUCGUACAAGUCCCGGGAGGAAGACCCAACUCUCACAGAGGAAGAGAUCUCAGCCAUGUAUUCAUCAGUAAAUAAACCUGGACAGUCAGGGAGUAAAUCAGGACAGUCUCUCAAAGCACCAGAGUCCAGCAACACCUCCAUCCAAAGAGCCACUCAGAGAUCCCCCUCUUCCUGUAAUGAUCUCUACGCUACUGUUAAAGACUUGGAGAAAACUCCAAACAGCGUCAGCACACUUCCACCAGCAGUAAGACCCAGUGAGGAGCCCGAGCCUGAUUACGAAGCAAUACAAACUCUAAACAGAGAGGAAGACAAGGCCACCCCAGAGACCCACGGCCAACGUGGCCUUUUCCCAAAGGAGAAUGACUAUGAGAGCAUUGGGGACUUGCAGCAAUGCAGAGAUAUCACCAGGCUCUAGCAACCCAGAAGACAAGCCCACACAGCAUAUGAGCAGCCGGCUGGGGCGGGGGGGGGGGGGGGGGGGGGGGGGGGGGGGGGGGGCAUUUCUUCUGUGGAAGACAAGAAGCAACAUCAACGCCUACUUUAUAUGCUGCUCUAGUAAUCCGACCACAAUUGAAGAUGUAGAGACUGUUUCCCGGGGUUGGAAACGGUGAGGUACGUACCUGACUGCACCCGACUGUGCCCCUGCUUGCCAGGGGGCACUGGCAACACCCAAGCACAUCUCCCUUGUGCACUCUCACCCUCUGGAAAGAUCCCAGCUGUCCAUGGUUUCACCCUGUGAGUGAGGAAAGCCAAGCUGCAAGGAAGAACUGCAUUCAUCAAGAACCACGACUCCACCUGCCUGACAUACUGCCAUUCACAAGAGCCAGGUUUUUCUGCCUUUCUUCCUUUUUUCUUUCUCUAUCUGCUCCUCACAUUUAAAUGUAUGGCCUUCUUCCCCCUUGAAAUCUUCCAGCUUCUAAUGGUUCAUUCCAAGAAAAUUCCCCCCCAAGGCUUGGCCUUUGCCUUCAACUUCGGUGUUUUAAGAUGGUAAGAAACUGUGGUUGCUGGUUACUGGCAGCUCCCCAGUCCUCUUCCAAGAGCUGCACCUGGGAAAAAAAGGACCCUGCAGGUGUGCCGGCCUGGGACUGCCCCCCCCCCACCCCCCGCAAGCUUCUUAGACCUUCCUUCCUCCUGAUUUGGGCACUCCACAUCAGCAGCCUCUCCCAAAGUACUUGAAGUCAUUUUUAGAUGCUUCAUUUUAUUUUUCUAGUCAAAGCGGUUCCCUCCCCACACCCCUCCCCCCCAGUAUGUGAAACUCUUCAGAGCCUUUUCAGUAUUUUCAAUGAAUAUUGUGGUACUUCUAUACUUGUUUUAGCCUAGAGUUCAUUCCUCUGAAACAGCCUUAAUCUUUGUGUUGGGACACAGACCACAUAUUUGGACGGCAGCCAUGGCGUCCGUCUCUGAAGGGCUGUGGACUUGAAUGUGUAUUUCUGAUGACCCCUGCUGCCACACCAACAGUGUGAGAUUUCCUAAGUGAACUGCUACGCUAAGGAGGAAAUGUAAAUAGGUGUCCUUCUCAGAGAUCAUGUCAAGAAGAGAUCUGGCAGAAAGCACCAAGAGCCACGUGAGCCAGGAUGGAGCCCCAGCAAGGUGACCCCCCACCGGGUGGCAGAAGCAGAGGUCUGUUAUCACUCAGUUGCACUGUCUUUCCUUCUCUUUGGAAGCCACGAGAGAGUUUAGCGCAGAGCCAGCAAGCGGUGAGGUAGUGUGACGGACGGAACACGGCUUGGAGGUGGGGACGUGGAUAAUCACAGCACUGCAGCGCAGGACUCAAGUAGCAUUUUGUAAAUGAGUAAAUGACAUUUUUUUCAGUGCUCCUUGUACUAGUUAAUAUGAGUCCGUGUGAUCUAGUGAUGCCAUUCUUCUGAAAGUGUUGGCUUCUGGUCCCCAGCCAGCUUUGUCUGGGCUGCUGGAGGCACAGUAGGUACUGAUGGUUCUUUCCUGGAAACCCUGACAGGCUUAUUGUACUGUGUAAUUGGGGGAAGUUAAAGUGUAAUGUUUGGUGUUAAUAAGUGACUGAUGUGAAAAAUAGAAACAUGUGUCUAUAAUGUCAAAUACGACUUUUUUUUUUUUUGGCAGUGAAAUCUAUAUUCCUGGUCCUGUGGUAGUCUUUUCUUGCUCUGUGUUGUACCUUUUCUUAAGCACAUUAUUCUUGACAGUGGCAUUGGACAAGUUGAACACACAUAGAAAGUGUUUGACUUAAAGAGACCAGUCCAAAAACCAUGCUAAAUCAGUCUUCAUCUGAAAUUAUGAAAGUAAAUUUAAAAAGCCGUGGUCCAGAAGAGAACAAAUAUUCUUAAGUGUUUUUUUCCCUACUGUUCAUUUUCAACUCUGUUUACAUCCAGUCUCUGAUAUUUAUAAAGGAUUCAUUGUUUUUCCAGGUUCUUCCUUAUUGAACUAAGAAACAGUAGUUCAGAUUUCUCUUAAUGCCAGAUGAAAUGAGAAAUGUUACAAUUUUUAUUAAAAAGGCAAAGUUUUAAGCAUUCAGUUGUAAUCAUUUAUCUUAAUGCAUUUAAAUUAGAUUUUUCUUUGCUCACCACUUAUAUGCUAUGGGUAUUUUUAAAAAAUGUAAUGUACUCUGGUUGUCUCAGAUCACCUUAUGUAAUGGAUUAUAAAGGCUGGUAAAUGGUCAUUCCUCAGACUUGUGUGUUAGAUUGGCAACAGUUUUAAUGUUACCUUUUAAAUAUCAUGUAUUAUUAAUGCACCUCAUGUUUUCAGGGAAAGUUUGAAAUAUAGCUAAACAAAUAGGAAUUUGCAUUUCAUUGUUCAUGCAUUUUUUUCCUCAUAAAAAUGGUUUCUCAAAAAAGUGACCUGUUAUCUCUUAGGUGGUCCUGAUCAACUUCAAAGUGCUCCUCUUGCUCAAAAAUAAAUAAUCCAUGACAGUAGCAUUUGGACUCAUUGUCUCCAGAGGUCUUUGUCAUGGUCAAACUGUCCAACUCACAAGAGUGGGAAAAUUGUUUCCAGUACUCGGAAUUUUUAAACCUUCGUUUUAAGUCUGAAAAUCUCUCUUAUUGGUUUCAACAUCUUGGAAUGUUUUCCCCUGCCUUACUCUGGUCCUUUUAAGGAGCAAGUCUGCAGCACGGGGAUAUGAAGCUACUCUUUCUCCCCAUCUCACUUUGGUUCCUGCUGCAACUUCGCACAGCACCCCCUGCUCCUUUUCCCCACCCCAACCACGCUCUGCUAUUCGAGGCACAUUCCCACACAUCUUUUCCCAUGUGGACACAACCCUCAGAUCACAGAUCCUGCCUGCGAUCACAGAACCAUUCCCCGCCACCACCCAGUGAGCAAACAGCUCUGCCCAGCUCACAUUUUCCUGUGUCACAGGCUGCUGAGACAAGGCCACACAGGCCCACCUAGGGAAGCAGAUGCUGGGUAUUAUUUGGCACGGGCUUUGCUAAACCAUGUUCAUUCUUACCCACCUCCUUCAUGAGAAUGGUUGGCACUAGGGGGCUGUGGAAGACAACUUUAAAACGUUCUGUUGCAAGGACUCAAACAGAGUUGCCAGAAUGUCUGGUUUGGCUUUGUUUGUUAACUCAACAAGUUGGAAACUAUCAGUUUAAAACAAACUUUCUUUUUCCCUUCUUAAACUGAAGGAGAAAAAAAAAUUAAUCGUAGAUCCCAUUUAGGUAGUAAAGGCUUCGCUGAAAGACAGCCCUGUCCUUCUCUAGGUGAAGAGGCUAAAGCCAAAAGCCAAGUCUGUCUCUGAAUAUUCCUUCGACACAUUUUUAUGUAUUUUUAAUGUAAAGCCCAUAAAUGAAUCUGAGAUGAUGUUCAUGACCUAUCCUGUAAGCCUGCUUGCCUUUUUUUGGGGGGGGGGUACUUAUUUUUUGAAUACAGGCUUUUCUUGUUUUUCCUGGAGCCAUGCUAGAAACAAUUCCGAUGGGCUACUCCAUGACUGCCUCCUGGAGUCCCAGCAAUGCGGCAGCACUGUUAGCCGGACUUGCCUCUUAGGGAGAAGCAUGUGAAAAAUGCCAGACAAGCUGACUUUUAUGUACAAGUCAACAAGCAUUUGAGAAGUCCUUUAAUGCCUCAGAUUUUGACAUUUAAAAAAUUUUUCAGAGUACCAACUACAUAUUUGAUGGGGGGGUGGGAGAGUUGGUGAGCAGGACAGGGAUUAGACCUAAAAUUUGAACUAAGUGGCACGGGCAAGACUUCCCACCCCACUCGGUUUGUGUGCGUCUCUGGGAAAUGUAUGAUCCCAGCUCCCUGUCAACCACUCCUGAGUUGCUUAAGGAGCAAAUAGUAAGUGUGUAGAAAUGAAAAAGACCUCAAAGAUUUAAAUUAUUUUUAGGUAUUUUCUUUGUAAACUCAGGAAUAACCCUGGUUUAUGAAAAGCAUAAUAUGGCCACUACAGCUGUAAUUUAUAGGUGACUAGAUACAUCCUUUCGAACAUGUUUCAUUUAAAGACCUACCUUUGUUGUAACUGGGAAAAGAAACUUCUCAUAAAAAAAAAAAAAAGCCAACAAAAAGACUUCACUAAAAGAGUGUGGCAUCAACCUAUCAUCCGACCCAGAGUGCUUGUUUCUUGCCUAUAGUAUAGUUUUUCAACAAUUUUUAUGAGAGAAAAAAAUGCACAUUUUUUUUCUUGGAAAAGUGAAUUGAGGUAUUGAAUUAAAUUCUCAGAGAGGACAACUUAAAGAGAAGCAUUGGAUUUAGAGAUGAGCUCACAGCUCUGUGCUCCCUGUUCCAGCACUGACUUUACUGUGUGACCUUGAACAAAUGAUUUAACUACUCUGUGCCUCAGUUUCUCCAUGUACAAAAUGGGGAUCAUGAUACCAACCACUGCCUACCUCAUAUGGAUGUUAUGGGGACAAAUAAGAUAAUAUAAAUACAAAUGCUUUAUCUCUGGAAGAAAGGUGCUAUAUAAAUUAAAGUUGUGUUGUUUUUAAUGAUCCAGUUAUUGUGUUUUGGGUUUAAAUAAUAGCAAUACUGUUAGUCAUGUUAAGAAUAAGUUUCAAUUUAACACAUAAUUACAAUUCUCUUCUGUGGCCAAAUCUUGAUCAUUCAUCCAGUAUUGGUACGUAAGGAACUGAAAUGGGUAUUUGUUUUCUGUGUAUUUCUGCCCAUAGUACUUCUAUUCUGAAUGUUCCCAAGAGGCUGGAGUUUAACUUGUAAUAUCUUAUAGUUUACAUGUAAUGAACCUUAUUCAAGCUGUGUAUAAAAGUAUAAUUACAUGUAAAUAGCAGGUACAUUGUAAUUAAAGGCACUUAUCAAAUUGUCUUUGUUCUUUUUAAAUUGCAAUAAAAGUCAGUUUUAUAUAAAA